Molecule: messenger RNA, 930 nt
Organism: Octodon degus (degu)
Lineage: Eukaryota; Metazoa; Chordata; Mammalia; Rodentia; Octodontidae
Product: vomeronasal type-1 receptor 2-like
Exons: 1
Coding region: 1-930 (309 amino acids)
Biological process (GO): G protein-coupled receptor signaling pathway
Cellular component (GO): membrane
Molecular function (GO): pheromone receptor activity
Source: RefSeq, a predicted model, not a curated record
AUGUAUUUGACAAUAGGAAUGAUCUUCUUGUCACAGACUGUAGUUGGAAUCCUGGGCAAUUUCAUUCUUCUUUACCAUUAUCUUUUCUUUUAUCAUGCUAAAAGCAAGUUGAGAUACAUAAACUUGAUUCUCCAGCACAUAUUUAUAGCCAACUCCUUACUUCUUCUUGCUAAAGGACCUCCUCUGAUAACAGUAGCCUUUGGAUGGAAAGAGUUUUUCAGUGAUUUUGUCUGCAAACUUAUCUUGUAUGUUGAAAGAGUGGGCAGGGGUGUGUCAAUUAGUACCAUCUGCCUCUUGAGUGUCUUCCAACGUAUCAUGAUCAGCCCCGUGAACUCCUGCUGGAAAGAUCUUAAAAUCAAAGCUCCAAAGUAUAUUGGCUUAUGCAUUUGCCUCUGCUGGUUUCAACAUAUGGCAAUCAAUUCCAUUUUUCCUCUCUAUCUGUCAUAUGUGUCAGGAAAAUGGCAUAACAGGAACAUCACAAAAAAGAGAAAGAUGGCAUUCUGUUCUCGUGUAGAUGCAGGGACAAUACCGGGCUUAGUCUAUGUCACAUUAGUAACAUUCCCUGAAGCUACUUCUUCUGUGCUCAUGAUCUGUGCGAGUGGUUCCAUGAUUUUUACUCUGUACCGACACAAGCAGCAGGUCCAACACAUUCACAGGACAAAUGUUUUCUCGGGGUCUGCUGAAUCCAGAGCCACCAAAAGCAUCUUUCUUCUGGUGAGCACUUUUGUGUCUUUUUACAGCAUGUCCUGCAUCUUUCACUUUUCUAUUAUUCUUUUUCCAGAGGAAUGCUGGUGGCUGGUAAGCAUUUCUGAUAUAAUUUCUGUGUGUUUUCCAACAAUCAGCCCUUUUCUGGUAGUGAGCCAGGAUUCCUCAAUAUCCAGGCUCUACUUUGAUUGCAUAAGAAACACCCUCCUUGCUAAGAAGAAAUAA